Messenger RNA from Mugil cephalus (flathead mullet), 2137 nucleotides. Its product is annotated as E3 ubiquitin-protein ligase TRIM39. NCBI's taxonomy places the organism in Eukaryota, Metazoa, Chordata, Actinopteri, Mugiliformes, Mugilidae. Gene Ontology annotation, molecular function: protein binding. The record is from RefSeq and is a predicted model, not a curated record. The transcript has 6 exons. The coding region runs from base 126 to 1178 and encodes 350 amino acids.
CUGAUCUGCACCUCGGUACAGAAGAUGAACAGUAAACUCAGCUCGAAGGCCACGAAAGACGUCGUCUUCUUUUUUCCCCUUUGCUUCAUUUUUUUUUUGUUCCCAACUCCUUUGUUUCAAAGGAAAUGCUUCUGAAACGCCAGCAGCACUUGCAGAGACAAAGGGAAGUCCUCGCCUACAGGAUGAAGAAGUUGGCGGCCAAACAGGUGGAGAUGACAAAAAAGACAGACGCAAUGAAGGAAAAAAUCAAGAAGAAGUACGAGGACAUGAAGCGGGUGCUGGACGAGGACCUUCGCAUCACACUGACCCUGAUGGACACUGAGCUGGAGGCCACCGAGAAGCUAAUGGAGGAGAAGAUCGAAGACUGCUACCACCUCACUGAGGAACUGGACAAGGAACUGGCCAACAGAGCGCAAACAGACGACGGUGACGUUCAGAAUCGUGAAACAGACAACAGAAUCUUUGAGAUGCUGAAGCUGACGGACCCUGAACUGAUCAGGAUGGACGAGUUCAAGCACGAACAGCUGCUGAGUCUCACCACCAACCUGCUGCUCUUCAUCAGAUCCCAGAUCCCUGUCACCAAGAAGCUAUUUCAGAGCUACGCCGCGGACGUCGUCCUGGAUGCCGACACCGCUCACCCCAAGCUGAUCGUCUCCCCGGGGGGCGACUCCGUCACUUACACCGACACCUGGCAGGACGUCCCCGAGGUCCCCUCCCGCUUCGACACCACCCUGAACGUGAUCAGCAAGCAGGGCUUCAGCGAGGGCCGCCAGUACUGGGAGGUGGACGUGAGCGGGAAGACCUACUGGGAGCUGGGGCUCACCUACCCCAGCAUCCCGCGGCACGGCUCCGAGGAGGUCUGCUGGAUGGGCCGGGGCAAAGAGUCCUGGUGCGUGGAGUACUUCAACGGGAGCUACACCGCGUGGCACGGCGGCGUCCAGCACGAGCUGCCCCUGCUGGACGGGAGGCAGUUCACCCGCAUCGGGAUAUACUGCAGCUUCCCCGGGGGGGUGGUGUGCUUCAUAGGGGCCGACACGGUGACCCCGCUGCACUGCUUCUGCGCCGGGACCUUCGCCGACACCUUGCACCAAGCGCUCUGUCCGGGCCACGACAACUACGGCACAAACUGGAAGUCCCUCAAAAUCUGCGACGCCUCCCGGUCGCCUCCUGUUCUCUGAGGCAGGAAGAAGGACUGGGGGGGUGGGGGUGGGAGGGGGCAUCCAGAGCGCGGCCCGAUAGCGGACAUAGCUAACACGUCGCACAAUCCUCAGCUCCGGAUGCCGCGAGCGUCGGGCGAGUCUAAAUUGGCUCAGGGGAAUCUUUAAAGCGUCUCUAUUUUAGAUCCACGGAUCACGCGGUUUUUCCCUCGUGGGAAGCGGACGCGCCAAAGCUGUCAAAGAGUUUAGAGCCGCAUCAGAAUCUAGCAGCGUGUCUGAAGUUAUAUUUUCAUUCCUGCGAUUAUCCAGAACAUGAGGACGAGCAAUUGCAAAUCAGAAAAGUAUUUGAUAAGCCUUUAAAUAGUUAAUUAGUUUCUUACUGUCAACAAAUACAAUGAGAAGACCAAACUAAUCACACUUAAGCCUCUUCAUCAAAACUUGCCUAUUGUUCUCCACCUCAAAUCCACUAGUUUCUACUUAAUACAGCAUGCUACACCGAUCAGCCACAACAUUACGACCACUGACAAACUGAAUAACACUGCAGCCUGACACAAAAACACUUAAGGAACAACUCGACCUGUUGACCUGGCCUCCAAAUUCACUAGAUGCCAAACUGAUCAAGUACCUGUGGGGCCCCUCCCCUCAACUCACAGGACCCAAAACUAACUGUGUUGUCCAUUGAAUGUCCACUCAUGUCCAUUCUCUGACCACAACCUGUUUUGGAGGCACAAGAGAAACCUACACACAACAUUAGGAAGGUGGUCAUAAUGUUAUGCCUGAUUGGUGUAUUUCAACCUUUUCACUGAAAAUAAAAAAAAUAAUGCAGUUGUGUGGGUAUAAUCAAGGUUUAUUUUUACUACAUUAGAGAUGCUGUAGUAAGUGUUAUGUAUGAAUAUUGGUUUCAUUUGACUCGGUUGAUGUGACAAACAAACCAAAUAACCUUAAGAAACAGAAAUUUAAAUACAACUCUGAGUAUAAUU